CAGGCAGUGCGGUAGGCAGUCGGAGAGGUGGGGGUGGGGGGGCCUGGCGGUGGAUCUCUCUGGAACAUCUCCGUCGGUGCCGGACUUUUCCGCGUCCACGUCAUGUGCAGGAGUGUGAGGGUGCCCGGAGAUUAUCCUUCUUCCUGCCGUCCUUGCGGGCCGGCCGCCCCUUCAUGCAUCGACUGAAGGUUGUCGCCGACUCGGGGAAUGAGAAGAUGUCGGGGCCUGUGGACCCGGACGAGCCUUACGAUUUCCUCUUUAAAAUCGUCCUGAUCGGAGACGCCGGCGUCGGCAAGACCUGUGUCGUCCAGCGGUUCAAAUCGGGUAUCUUCGUGGAGAAACAGGGCAACACGAUCGGGGUGGACUUUACAAUGAAAACCUUGGAGAUUCAAGGCAAGCGGGUCAAAUUGCAGAUAUGGGACACAGCUGGACAAGAACGAUUUAGGACAAUUACACAGAGUUAUUAUCGAAGUGCUAAUGGUGCGAUUAUUGCUUAUGACAUUAGCAAAAGGGGAUCUUUUGAAUCUGUGCCACGGUGGAUAGAAGAUGUGAAGAAGUAUGCAGGUUCAAACAUUGUGCAAUUAUUAAUUGGUAACAAGUCUGAUAAGAAUGAUGCCCGAGAGGUUCAAUGCCAAGAAGCCCAAACUCUUGCAGUUCACUACGAUAUGGUGGUAUUAGAAACUUCUGCCAAAGAUUCCAGCAAUGUGGAAGAAGCUUUUAUAAAAAUGGCCACAGAGCUAAUGCUGAGACAUGCUGGGCCUAUGUUCACUGAAAAAGCAACUGAAAGCAUCAAAUUAAACAGCAAAGAUGUUGGUGAAGGAUGGGGAUGUAGCUGCUGACAUUGCAGGUUAAUUUUAUUGGGUUUUGCAUCAUCUCGUUUUAAAAUAGAUCAAUCACAAAUACGGUUUAAGUCACUUGGCUUGGACUCAGUUUUUAGUAGUGUGUUUGUGCACAGAAUCUGUGCAAACCAUUGUGAACUGUAUCCAUUCCUCCAAUUUGAAGACUGACAGUUAAAGCUGUUCUUGCUGGUCAUGAAAUCUUGACAUUCCAAUAACAACCAUAAUCCCAUCGCCUUAACUACUGAUCCUGAAGCACUCAUUUUCUCUAACCGCUUUUUUUCUAAUUAAAUUUAUAUAUUGGAACAGAAAAUUUUACAGAGAAGACAUGAACAUUUCAAAUAUGAAACUGUAAUUAAAAUUAAAUUGGACAUGGUACAUAGGACUGCUUUUUUAAAAUAAAAAUGACUGUUGGUAGCAGUCAUUGGGGACCGGGUGGGGAGAUGUGAAUAAUUAUCUAAUUUUCUUCUGCAUAUCCAUUGUUGCCUUACAAAUUAAAAACACCUGCAUUCCAGCUACUUUUUGUCUCAGUUCGUAUGCAUUAGCAAUUUUGGCAGUCCUGCAUAUAGCUCUUUAAAAUCUGAGUUUAUAUUUUACUGUGGGGUGUUGUAUACUUGCCUGACCUAUUUUAAUAGGUGUUGAUUUAAUUUGAAACUUGAAUCAGUUGCAUUCAUGUAGUAAUUAAUCUUGAAGGCGAUUGUGCUAUUUUUGCUCGGUGUGUUGUGGCGCACACUGACCCAAAUGUUUUGUUGUUCCCAAGACAAUGAUGUAACUCUCACUGCUGAUUGGACAAAAUCAGAGAGCAGCUGAGAGAAGACAUUGGUUAGCCUAGCGACAGAUAAUUGCAACUCCCAGCCUGGGUGUUGUUCUUUGUAUUAUGCGAUCCUGCAUGUAACUUACAACUAGGAUCAAUGCCAGCCUUAUUAUUGAUUCAAAGUACGUAGUCUGUAUUGGUGAGAACAAAGCAUCCAGCAACAGACAGUACUGAUGUGUUCUAUGCUUGGCAUUUGCAAAAUGCUGGCGGGGAUAAUCUCUCCUAGAAAAUGCAUCAUGCACUUUAUUUUUUUUUAAAAGCAGGUUCCAGAGUAUGUUAUGAAGUAAUUUUAUCAGCAAUAGUGAUUUUUAGGAGGUGGGAAUAGUCCGUGUUAUCCAACAAUCUCCCAGAACUAGUCUUCAUUAUAUUGAAAAUGACAGCACUACUUCCUGACAAUACUUAUUUCAGAUCAACAUUAACAAUGUUAAUUAACAAUGAAUAAGCCAGAGAAUUUCGGGCAUUCUGAUUUACAAAGAGGAUUGGAUGUAGUUUGGUACAAUAUUAUUUUAUGGAAGGGGGUUAAAGAAAAAUUUUGUGCUUAGGAUGAAAUAAUGAACAUUCGGAGUACAUAAAUUUUAAUAACCAGAUAAAGGGAUAGUGCCUACAGUAUUUAGCUAUAUAAGAGUUUUGCACAUGUUGCUUUACUAAUAUCUAGUGUGUUAACUGCAACAUUCUGUGGAAAUUCGAUGCUGGUGUAAAUAGUCCCUGGUGUUAUUCCUAUUUUAAAUACAAGAAUGAAAGGUUACUGGGAUAAUGCAGUGUCUUAACAAUGUCCUUUUAUCUCAGAGAUUUGCUUUCAAUUCCAGUCCAAACUGGUGGCAUAAUGUCUCUCUCUGUCACCUGUAAGGGCAAUCCUCUGCAAAAUAAUGCAAUAUAUAUAAUAUAAAAUAAAAAGAGAUAAUGCUGGAAAAACUCAGCAGGUCUGAUCACGCCCGUGGAGAGAGAAACAGAAUUAAUGUUUCGAGUCUCACACGGACCCGGAACAUUAACUCUGAUUCUCCCUCCAAGAAUGCUGUUAGACCUGCUGAGUUUUUCCAGCAUUUUCUGUUUUUAAUUCAUAUUUGCAGCAUCCACAGUGUUUUGCUUUUAUCUCUGCAAAACAAAUCUGGGUAUUUUCAAUCCAGCUCGUUGUUAGGGGUGAAUCAACAGACAAAAUGAUUGUUGUGGAAAAUGAAAACAUUAAUGCCAUAUAGGUUGAUUUUCUAAAGCUGUGGUUAAUUUAUAUUUGGGCAGAAUAUUACUUCAACUUGCCCGGCCUGAUAUUGCUGCCACUCGAGGGCCAAUUCUAAGUCCUGGGGAGAGUGGUCAGCAUGCCCCCUUUCCUGGGUGUUUAAGUUGGAGGAAACAGUGGGGUUUAACCACUGAGCCUCAUUUGAAUGUUGCCAGUUUGCAGCUCGCUUGUUUGGCCCAAAGUAGCAGCUGGACAGGUAAAGAAGAGCAAAUGGCCUGGAGUUGUUCAUCAGCAUCAAGAGAAGACAGCUGGUGGGUAAGGUGGGGUGGGGGGUGGUGCGGUGUUGGCUGUGUACCAAAGGUGUCUCACACCUAGAGAAGGAAUCAGGGCAUAGAAGGCCAAGGUAUUCCUUAUAGGACCUGGUGGAGCACUUCCUGCUCCUCCUGGCCACACUAAGGAAAGUUUACUCGCCUUCAGUUGCCUCGCUGGCUUCCUGCUAGCUUUAUCUGACUGGCCCUGAGAGAUGUUCCACUCAGCAGAGGGUUAAAAUUCCAAAGGGCGCUACGGUUUGUCAGAGUCCAGUGGGAGCCUUGCUGCCAAAAUUAUCGGUGUUAAAAUGAAACUUCAGUGGGAAUAGAUCCAUUCGAUUUUAACUGCUGCCCCACUCUUUUUGCACCUGUUGGGGGAAGAGUUAAAAUUCCUCCUUUAGUGUGGAAAGCAGAGAAAAACCAUUUUAUUUCCCGAUGCUGACUUCCUCCACCUCAUUGCCCACAAAAAUAUAUAGAAAACAUAAAAUGCAAACUUUCUCAGUGAGGUUAUACUACAUUGAAUUGAUACUGAAUUACUAUAGGAUUUUAAUGGAACUGACUGAAUUAUCAUUUAAUUAUUCUGUCAUGUUGCACUCCGGCUCCAUUAAAGUCAUGCUUUUUGAGCUGUAGACUGGUAGUGGCUGCCUUUUGCUGGAUAUAUUUUUGUUCUAAUUUAAAUAAAGGAAAUCUCUAAUAAUGCUAACUUAUGCAAUCAUUUACACCGUGAUGUAUUGAUACAUAAAAUAGGUCAUUAAUCCAUUGAUAUAUCAUGUAAAAUUGUGUGGUUGCCAAAUUGAACUGAUUGUCAGUAAGGACAAUACAAUAACAUCCCAUCUCAAAGAACUUGUUCUAGACGUUUAGUUAUUUGUAGACUAUUCCUCCCCUCAUCCAUACAGAAGUACUCUGCACAUCUAUCACCACCAUAAACAGUGUUGUUUUCCCAAUGGACCCAAGUUCAUAAAUUCUUAAGUUAAAAUAAAAGUUACUAAAUUGUGUAAAUGUUUAGUGACCAAGCUGUCAGAAUGUAUUCCAGAUGAUAUUGUCUCUAAUCUUCAGCAAUACACAUAUUGCUGAUCUACUUUAUUAUCUGCAUAAGUCUUGAAACUUCUCUAAUUUGGAUAGUCUCACUCUACUGUAUUGACUGUUUAGAGAUCAGUGCUUGUUUUUUUUCAAAAAGAUGGGGUUUAUAUCUUGUCAAUUUAAUUUGAUUUUAAUUCAAUGGCGUAAGUUUUGUUCCUAACUUUUUCAGAAUCCAUUCCUUUAUAACCUGUCAGCAUGUAUCAUGUUUUUUAAAAGCAAAUUUUAAAUUUGCAAACUGUAUGAGAAACAUGCAUUUUGUAAAAUAUUAAGGUGGCACCAAGCAAACAUCUAAUCAGUCUGUUUUAUUAGCAUGUAAUUUAGCAAAGUUAGACCUAAAGUCUGGCUGCAAGGUGAUUCUUACAGUAUUCAAAAUUCACACACCAAAUAUUCCAAUACUGCACUUUAUUACCAAUGAACAAGAUCAUGAACAUAAGGGCUAAACACAUAAUAAUCAAUCAAGUGAUAGACAUCAACUAGUCUUCUGUAUUUACAUUUUAUAAUUCUUCAUAGUUUAUUUUAGUAUAAGGAUUUUGUAUAAAAUUGAUUUAGAUUUUAAUCUACUUAAUUUGAUAAUUCUGAUAUUUUUGAGAGAGUUUUAUACCAUACCUGUCCUUGGACCGAAGUCAUUCCAUGGAAUCCCUUUGCUAGGUUACACAGCAAGUUAGCUGAGGCAUAUGACAGGGAAGGCUCAGGUUUGAGAGGCAGUUUUAAUGCUGAGUUAGCUGAUCUCACCCUGGAUAGGGGUUGGAAUGCCACUAUUAUUUGCAACAGCCCUUGAACAAGUAGGGUGGGAAAGCAGUUGAUUGGCAUUCAGCAACCUGUACUGGCAACACAUUUGUGUAUGCUGGAUUGGGCUUAACUGUGAUGUGCUCAUAUUCAAAGUCUACUAAUAUUCACCAACAAGGCUCACACAUGAAUAACAGUAAACUGGCAAGAUAGCAAUGCUAAUGGAACUGUGUCAACAAUUUCAGAAGAGGAGGGGAGGAAAGAAAAUUGGCGAGAAAAGGUUUUUAAAAAAAAAACAUUCUGUGUACCUGUAGUAUGAAAUAAUUUCUUCAGGCUGCCAUAAUUAAUUUCUGAUGUUAGAACAACACUUUAGCACAUUAAUACAUUAGUAAGGGAUCUAACAGGAUUUGCAGUUCUGAAAAUUUUUUUAAAAAUUAGUGUAAAACAAUUGGAAGAAGUAGCUAUAAAGUGAAUUUCAUUCUUGACAUUUUUGGGGUUUCGCACUAUAGAGCGAUAGUUGUAUUUUACACAGCUCUGUUCCAAAUGUAGAUCAGUGGUUAGCUCAGUUUAUUGUUAAAAGUCAACCUAUCAAUCUUCCCUUCACCAAUUCACACGAUGGAUAACGGAUUUUGGAUGUUGUCAUUCUUCACAAGAUGUCUGAAUAGCAGAAACAUCAAAAGGUAACUAGUCCUGGACCGGAGGUAGUUAAAUAACAGGCUUUAAAGUGUGAAAAUGAAUGAUUUAGCGACAAGCUCACUGUAUGCAGCUUGCACAGCCUCAUAGCUAACCAUAGGGACAUAGAAAUUCUCAAACUUGAACACAUUGUUAGAGUAUUGUAUAUGACUGGAGAGAGGGCAGUGAGAUAUGAGAUGCUGCUGCCCCAGCCAGAUUGCUUGAAGCAGUUGUAAUAUUCUCUCCUUUCACUUAAUAUCCACUUUAUCUUGUUGUUUUUUUACUGUGUAUUGCUUAUACAUGUAAAAGUAAAAUGAAUGAUUUGGUAUAACUAGAUCAAACAUUUCUGAAACAAAAGGAUUGAGAUUGAAUAUUGAAGUCUGUUGUUGUAAAAUACCUUGAAAGUAAAAAUAAAUCAUGGGUA
This is a messenger RNA of Carcharodon carcharias (great white shark), 6031 nucleotides long. It is a transcript of the gene rab43, whose product is annotated as RAB43, member RAS oncogene family. Gene Ontology annotation, molecular function: GTPase activity; GTP binding. Gene Ontology annotation, biological process: regulation of exocytosis; protein secretion. Lineage: Eukaryota; Metazoa; Chordata; Chondrichthyes; Lamniformes; Lamnidae. Bases 174 to 839 code for a protein of 221 amino acids. The record is from RefSeq and is a predicted model, not a curated record. The transcript has 3 exons.